AUGGAGCGCAAGCUCUCUCAAAAAGCUGCACAGAUGCGCCAACGCUUGUUCACUCGCAAUCUUCACAGUCGAGGCCGCGCGGCAACCAUGAACUUCUCGGAGCCAACACCCAGCACAUCGAGCAGUCGGUCUCGCUCAGCUACGACCCCUGUCUCGUCUCACCCAACCGGCAUUACAUUAGACACAGAGCCAACCCGAUACUAUCAUUUCACCGAUGAACCGGGGUACUUUUGCCCUGUGGAACCAUUAAUCGAUCGACAAUAUAUCGAAGAGGACCUGGAAGACAACGUGAAACACUCUUGCGGUCUACUCGUCGAAAGUAUUGAACGCGGUCUCCCCAUCUGGCCAUCCUUCCACACAGAACAGAAUGGCGCAAUCCAAGUUCCACAUGAAUCACGCCCACAAUUUCAGGGCGUCAUGGCCCAACUUUCACUUUCGCCCGUCGCGAUCGAUAAUCAUGUGCCCAACGAAUGGGAUUUUGGUCUCGAAGAUCUACCCUCUCCCAAAUCAACCAAAUACCAGGGUAGUCUCUCGGCGAUGAGCGCUUCAGCAGGAACAGGACGCUUUUACGGAAAACGACUCUCAACACCGCCACCAGAAGAGGAGGAAUUCGAAGGUCGCCCCCGCGGCCGCAGUAUCGCUACAGAAACAACAUCUCGUUCUCGCUCCCGCUCUUCAAGCCCCGGCUUCUUCCCCUACAGCCCACCGCAAUUCGAAACCACCUGGGGCCGGGACGAUACCCAAAUCGUCGGAUCACCCAUUGACCACUUCCCGGAAUCAGACUUCCUCGGCGCAGAGGGCACCACCUGGCUCAGCGCACUGGAUAUUCCAACUGACAGCGAACACUGGACAUCUAGUUCAGCUGUGCAUCUACCCAAAGACCGGAACUGCAUGACUUCGGUACCUAAUUCGGCGGUUGAACCUGGUCCCGCUCCGCGUCGCUUCUACAGUACCCGACAGAAAACGAGACCUGUCCAAUUGCGCGAGUCUAAAUGGGAGGCUUUUGAGUUGCACGGGAGUCGGGAGUCAGGAUUGUAUCGCGGGCUCUCGAUGGGCAAUCUUCGUCAAGAGAAAAGUCCGAGUAAUUUCUCGUAUCCUGUCUGGGGGAAAGAUGGGGAUAUUCCUGUUUCGCUUGGGGGCUUCUAUGAUGUUUCUGAUGUUCCGACGAGACAUCGCCGGAAACGGGCACAGGAGUUGUUGAAGAAGUUGACUGGGUUGGGGAUGAAGAAGAAAGAAGGUGGGAUGGUUGAGGGUCGGAGGGCUGUGGCUGCUAUGGCUUGA
Molecule: messenger RNA, 1281 nt
Organism: Penicillium pulvis
Lineage: Eukaryota; Fungi; Ascomycota; Eurotiomycetes; Eurotiales; Aspergillaceae
Exons: 1
Coding region: 1-1281 (426 amino acids)
Source: RefSeq, a predicted model, not a curated record